AUUGGCGGGCAAGGGCCACGGAGCCCCCCGCCCCAUGGCCGACGACGGGCUGACGAGACGAGACGACGGCCUGACGAGACGAGAGGCCGGGCGGGCGGGCGGCCCCUGAGGCCUAGCAGCCGGUCCUCACGCCAAGGCCGCCGCGCGGGGGCCGAUGGGAAUCUCCCUCCCAUCACCGCCAGUUUGGUUCUCCACAUUCAACCCUCUCCUGAAAAAGGCCUAUUGUUCUGGGCAGCCCCCACGUGCCUGUAGUACUCCGUAGGUGACCCUGUGAAGAAGGAGGAGGAGUGAGUUGUGUCAAUGGGGCCUUCAUUUGACCUUUAACCCCCGCCCCACCAACGACAGUUGCUGGAGAAUGCUGCCCGAGGCUGGAGGGUAUCGCUUCCCUUGGGAAGUCAGCUCUGGCCUCAUCCCCGAAGGAACCGCAGUAAGAACCUUUGGCAGGUUGCACCACUACGACGUGGUCCGGUCCAGGGUGGUCCUGAGGGCCCAGCGUGGGCCGACCCAGCACAACGUCCUGGUCAGCAGCCGGCUCGUGGAGCCUUUCCGAGCCCAGACGGGGUCGUUGUACAUGGUGCUGGGGGAGUUCCUCCACGGAGAAGACGGGGAGGACCUGGUGCAGGCCCGCGUGCUGACCUGUGUGGAGGGGAUGAAUCUGCCAUUGCUGGAGCGUGCCAUCCGGCAGCAGCGGGCUCACCUGCAGGACAGGGGGCAGCCGGGCCCGGAGCCCGGCAGCUCCUGACCCCGUCCCGUGGCAGCGGGCCGGUCAAGGGUGGCAAGGACGAUCGUUGGGACCCCUCCUUUCCCCCCGGGAUAAGGCGGGGGCGCCUCCCCGGAAACCCCAACAAACUGGACCGAAACAAGAUGAGUAGAUUAAAACACGGGGUGAGCCUGAAAAUAAGUAUAGUUUCAGGAUCAAAUAGUCAUAUAAAUAUGUACCGGAAAUAAAAUAUUUUGCAUUUGA
Molecule: messenger RNA, 964 nt
Organism: Tachyglossus aculeatus (Australian echidna)
Lineage: Eukaryota; Metazoa; Chordata; Mammalia; Monotremata; Tachyglossidae
Gene: TEN1
Product: TEN1 subunit of CST complex
Exons: 4
Coding region: 356-742 (128 amino acids)
Biological process (GO): negative regulation of telomere maintenance via telomerase
Cellular component (GO): CST complex
Molecular function (GO): telomeric repeat DNA binding; telomerase inhibitor activity; single-stranded DNA binding
Source: RefSeq, a predicted model, not a curated record